This is a messenger RNA of Symbiodinium pilosum, 718 nucleotides long. The record is from the annotation of a GenBank genome assembly. NCBI's taxonomy places the organism in Eukaryota, Dinophyceae, Suessiales, Symbiodiniaceae.
GGCAUCAGCAUUCUCUCGAAGAAGAACGAUGGCUUACCUCAGUUUCAAUGAGACUGUCAACGCAAACCUGAAGUUCACCUCCGACAACACCGAGGAGAACGAGGAGAUGCUCAAGAAGGACCUGCCGCUCCGAUACACAUGGUCUAUUUGGGAACAGAUCAUGCAGUCGAAUGACAAGAAUGCCCAGUACUCGGAUGCUACACACAAGGUGGCCGCCUUCUCAACGGUGCAGGGCUUCUGGAAGUUGUGGAACCACAUGCCGCAGCCCUCCGAGUUACUGGAGCAGAAGCGCAUGGUGCGGGAGCAGCCUGAUGGCCUCCACGUGAUCGAUGCUAUCAUGAUUUUCCGUGAGAACAUCCGCCCCGAGUGGGAGGACAAGAUGAACGCGAACGGAGGACACUUCCAGUUUCAGCUGAAGCCCAACGUGGGUGGUGGACAGGUGGAUGAGUACUGGAACAACCUCGUGCUUGGCAUGAUUGGAGCAACAAUCGAGCCAGCAAACAUGAUCACGGGAAUUCGAUUGGUGGACAAGCUCUCCGGCCCCCGUGCAGCCGGGGUGAUCCGUUUGGAGGUUUGGUUUGCCAACUACGAGGACACCAAUGCCGUCCAAGCCCUGAAGAAGAGUGUGGAAAAGUGUAUGGCCACACGCCUCGAUGGUACCCUUGGCACGGCUCCAAAAGGUGAGAUCAAGCCGCACCUGACAGGAAAGGCGCACUGA